CGUAGCGAUGUUAAAGCCCUGCUGGAGAGUUUGGACACGGAUAAGUCGGGCACAGUCAGUGCCAGGGAGUUUCUGACCGCCUUUCAUGGAAUGGGCAUAACUGAGGCUGAUUUGAAGGAAUUUAUCAAAUCGGUGGACAAAAAUGGUGAUGGCGAAUUGGAUAUUGAUGAACUUACGGACUAUAUCUGCAAUAGAAAUAGGCGCUAG
Messenger RNA from Dibothriocephalus latus, 207 nucleotides. Lineage: Eukaryota; Metazoa; Platyhelminthes; Cestoda; Diphyllobothriidea; Diphyllobothriidae. The record is from the annotation of a GenBank genome assembly.